CUCUUCUACGAACGUCAAAAUGUGAAUGUCUAAAGGUGAUCAAAAUAAACCUAAAGAAACUCUACAAUGUGCAAUUUCCUGCAAACGAAACCGUACAAAUAGAUUAAUUCGAACCGCUCGUUAAUUUAAAGUCUCAGUCGAUUAUAAAUUUAUAAUGUAAAAUGCUAUCGAAGUGCUACAGUUUCGCUGCGAGGAGGUCUGGUUCUUGCAGAUUUUAUAGUGAUAAUGUUAAUAUUAACGCGCUACAACAGGAUCUUCCGAAGGAUACUCGCGUCGUGAUAUGCGGAGGAGGCGUCAUGGGGGCCUCCGUGGCCUACCACUUGGGUAAACUCGGUUGGGGCAAAGAUACCAUUUUAGUCGAACAAAGCAGAGUCGGCGGUGGUACCACUUGGCACUCCUCGGGAUUAAUCGGAGUAUUCAAACCCAGUCUAGCACAAGUCGAACUAACCAAAUCUAGCGUUGCCUUAUACCAAGAAUUAGACAAAAAAGGCCUACCGACAGGCUGGAAGCAAUGCGGGAGUUUGAAUGUGGCGAGAACGAGAGAUCGAAUGACGACAUUUCGAAGGAUGAAAGCUCAGGCUAUUUCUUGGCAAAUCGAUUGUGCAAUUCUAACGCCCGAUCAAUGCAAAGAAAAGUGGCCUUUGUUGAACACUUCGGAUCUGUUAGGGGGUCUUUGGAUACCCGGAGAUGGAGUCGGGGACCCUUACGAGACCUGCUUGUCCAUCAUAUCCGAAGCCAAAAGAAUGGGUGUACAAGUGUACGAGAAUUGUACUUUAAAGAAGGUAAAUCAAACUAAUCUAAAAGUAACCGGUGUAGAAACCACUAUGGGAAACGUAAACUGUGAAUAUUUCGUAAAUUGCGCCGGGUUUUGGGCGAGAGGCGUCGGUCAAUUGUCCGAACCUUACGUUAAAGUUCCACUUCACGCUGUAGAACAUCAUUAUUUACAUACCAUGCCAAUACCAGCUUUAGAUCCAAUGUUACCAGUGCUAAGAGAUCAAGACGCUUAUAUUUACAUAAGAGAAAACAAAGGUAGAUUGUUAGCCGGAGGUUUCGAGCCACAAGCGAAGCCGGCUUUCGAAGAUGGAACUAUACCAGCUAACAGUAAAGAACGCCAGUUGCCGGAAGACUGGGAUCACUUUCACGUUUUGCUAGAGCAGCUGCUUCAUAGAGUGCCGAGCUUAGGUAACGUAGUGCUCGAUAGGCUUUGCAACGGACCCGAAGCUUUCAGUCCCGAUUGCAAGUGGAUCAUAGGCGAGGCUCCGGAAAUUAGAAAUUACUUGGUGGCUGCCGGUAUGAAAACCAUCGGAAUCGCCGCCGCCGGCGGGGUGGGCAAAACCACCGCCGAAAUCAUCGUAAACGGCGACACCGCGUCCGAUAUGUACGAAUUAGAAGUGUCCAGGUUCUUGGGGUUGCACAACAAUCGGAAAUUUUUGCGAGACAGGGUUAAAGAAGUGCCCGGUUUACAUUACGGAUUGAUUUAUCCUUUCAACGAGUUCCGAACUGGGAGGAACCUUCGGAUGUCUCCGGUGUACCCGAAGUUGCGCGAGGCAGGGGCCGUGUUUGGUCAAGUAAUGGGCUACGAGAGGCCCACGUGGUUCGAUCCGGGUCACGAGAGCGAAGAACGCGACGCUCAAGAUUGGUCGACGCCCUACAGGAUGGCUUACACCAACACCUUCGGGAAACCGCCGUGGUUCGAUUUCGUCGAGAGAGAGUACCGAGCUUGCAGGGAGAGCGUGGGGUUGAGCGAUUAUUCAUCUUUCACGAAAAUAGAUUUGUGGUCUAAAGGUAACGAAAUCGUUGAUGCUCUGCAAUUCGUCUGCUCGAACGACGUCGAUGUGCCAGUUAGUAGUAUAAUUCAUACCGGCAUGCAGAAUCGACGUGGAGGAUACGAAAACGAUUGCUCUUUGGCUAGAAUAUCAGAAAACCAUUACAUGAUGAUCGCCCCGACAAUUCAACAAACCAGAUGCAAAGUGUGGCUUCAAAAGCACCUACCUCCGACUGUUACAAUGUCCGAUGUUACUAGUAUGUUUACAGCCCUUUGCAUCGUGGGGCCCUUCAGCAGGCGGCUUUUAUCGGAACUCACCGAUACGGAUUUGAAUCCUAGAAAUUUCCCUUUCUUCACUUUCAAAAUGUUAGACAUUGGAUUAGCCAAUGGCAUUCGAACGAUGAAUCUCACCCACACAGGCGAACUGGGAUACGUCAUGUACAUACCGAAUGAAUUCGCUUUACAUGUAUAUUCGAGUCUAGUCCAAGCGGGCGAAAAGUACGGAAUUAGACACGUGGGUCAUUACGCGACGAGGGCGCUUAGAAUUGAGAAAUUUUACGCCUUUUGGGGGCAAGACUUGGGCACGACGACGACCCCGUUGGAGUGCGGGAGAGUUUGGAGAGUGAAAUUCGACAAAAAAGUCGAUUUCAUCGGGAGAGAUGCGCUGUUGAAGCAACGAGAAGAAGGCGUGAAAAGGGUGUACCUGCAAUUGAUUUUGGAGGAUCACGAUGUGGAAACGGAUUUGUGGCCGUGGGGAGGCGAACCGAUUUACAGGAAUGGAAUAUAUGUCGGGAUGACCACUACAACAGGUUACGGAUUUACAUUCAAAAAACAAGUGUGCCUCGGAUUUGUUGAAAACUACGACGAAAAAGGCAAUAAACAACGAGUAACUACCGAUUACAUCAAUAGCGGAGACUUUGAAAUCGACAUUGCUGGAAUCAAAUAUCCUGCGAAAGCGAAUAUCCAUUCUCCGAUUCUUCCAACUAAGCACCCGGAUAAAGAACGUGACGCUUAUCAAGCGACUAGGGUGAAACCUAACGAAGAAGGUGUUCCACAAAUUAUUAAGGCUGUGUAAUUGACUAAAUUUUCUUUUCGAUUUAACUUAUUGUAUAUACUUUAAAGAAAUAUUG
Phyllotreta striolata is the source of this 2895-nucleotide messenger RNA. NCBI's taxonomy places the organism in Eukaryota, Metazoa, Arthropoda, Insecta, Coleoptera, Chrysomelidae. The record is from the annotation of a GenBank genome assembly.